AUGACACGGAACUCCGCACCCCAGGAAAGCGCCGCGAGGACAGGAAAAGGCACAGUUAGUACACUUCUAGUCCAGGCUGAUCUUCCCCACCAGCAUUGCCUAGUUCCCAGCUGUUUGCGCAAGAGGGAAUCAACCCGCAAUUCACCCAUUCAGAACUGCAGCGCUCCACACACAACCGUAUCCGCGCUUUUCACAACGCUUCAUCCUUACUCGAUUCUGCACCCCCCAGACGCGCCGUGGAAAUUCUGCAGCUGUUUCAGGUUUGUCAUCAAAGGAAGCCUGGCUGGAGCAGCUGUAUACGUGGCAUAUGAUCAGGGGCUGCUGGGCAGUGGCACACAAGGUGCUGAAGCCCUCAAAAAAGCUCAAGAAGCACUUCCUCCAGCUAUCCAAGAAUGGACAAAUUACAUAGGCUGGGAGCUUCCACCCACUCCAAAAUUUGACUUUUCUCCCUCUGACUCCUGGAAUAAAGGAGUGCAGACAGUCAUGUCUGCCUUGUCUGUAGCUCCCGCCAGGGCCUGUGAAUACACUGUGGAAGGCUGGAAGUAUGUGAAGGAUCUUGUCAAAUGAACACGUUCUUCAGGGUUCACGGUUUUCUCCAUGCCAUCUUGUCUUUGGGAUGCUGCAUAGUCCAUCCCUGUAGAGGGCAGCUCAGCCAUGCAAGGGCUACAAUAAAAGACUUUGGAACUUCC
This is a messenger RNA of Struthio camelus australis, 689 nucleotides long. The record is from RefSeq and is a predicted model, not a curated record. NCBI's taxonomy places the organism in Eukaryota, Metazoa, Chordata, Aves, Struthioniformes, Struthionidae.